Molecule: messenger RNA, 1268 nt
Organism: Cimex lectularius (bed bug)
Lineage: Eukaryota; Metazoa; Arthropoda; Insecta; Hemiptera; Cimicidae
Product: tRNA (guanine-N(7)-)-methyltransferase
Exons: 2
Coding region: 400-1161 (253 amino acids)
Biological process (GO): tRNA methylation; RNA (guanine-N7)-methylation
Cellular component (GO): tRNA methyltransferase complex
Molecular function (GO): tRNA (guanine(46)-N7)-methyltransferase activity
Source: RefSeq, a predicted model, not a curated record
UAGUCUUAAGCCUUUUUCAAUGGCACCAAUCAAUCAUUCCACUGUGGGUCAUUGAUGUUCUGGGAUGUCAUUUCCUUGGCACAGAAUCGGUUUUUAUGGAAGGAAGAUCUCUAACUCCACAGAGAUAGUUAGAAGACAAAAUAGAAGAACAUGUGCCAUUUGCCCCCCCCCCACAUCUGUGAUAGAUUCUUGAUAAUGCAGGAUAAUGCCAGACCCCCAUAGGGCAUAGAGCACAUAUGUGGAUGACUAUCACAAUUAGGUUGGACUUGAGUGCUUGGGGUGGCCAGCUCGAAGUCCAGAACUACAUUUUUGAACACAUUUGUGAUCAACUUAAGCGACUUAACCAGGUCCUAACACUCUAGAAAAAUUAACAACAACCCGAGUUAGUAGCGAUAAUGAAUGCAAACGGUUAAAUAUCGCCUUGAGGAAAACGAAAUGCUUCCUCAGAAAAGGUACUACAGGCAGCGGGCUCAUUCGAACCCCAUAGCCGACCACAGUUUCGACUACCCGGUCAGGCCUGAAGAUAUGGACUGGUCCCGCCUUUAUUCCAAAUCCGGCGAAAGGGAAAUAAAGGUGGAUUUCGCUGAUAUCGGCUGCGGUUACGGCGGCCUCCUGGUCACCCUCUCCCCGAUGUUCCCGGACGCUUACAUCCUGGGCAUAGAAAUCCGGGUCAAGGUGUCAGAUUAUGUCAUGGACAGGAUCAGGGCUCUGAGGGAGCAGAACCCCGGCUCGUAUGGCAACAUCGGCUGCAUACGGUCCAACGCGAUGAAGUACCUGCCAAACUAUUUCCGAAAAGGACAACUUAAAAAGAUGUUCUUUCUCUAUCCGGACCCUCAUUUCAAAAAGGCGAAGCACAAGUGGAGGAUUAUCAGCCCGACCCUUCUUGCGGAGUAUGCGUAUGUACUUGCAGACGGUGGGAUCGUCUACACUGUCACGGAUGUCGAAGAUCUACACCACUGGAUGGUGAAGCAUUUCGUCGAACACCCUCUAUUCCGAAGGAUGGACGAUGUAGAACUCGAGUCGGACCGAGUCGUUGCCGCUCUUCUCGAUAGCACUGAAGAAGGGAAAAAAGUCUCUCGGAACAAAGGACAAAAAUUUUUAGCUGUUUUUGUUAAAAUAAAAGACACUUGCGAUUUAAAAAAGAAUUACUGUGAUAAUUAAGUUUUAUUUAUAAGUACACAGCUAUUUUCAGACUUUUAUGCAUUGAAACAUUUCAUUUACUUUUAACAAAAUAUAUUAUUAUUACUGUGUGGUAAUUUUAUAUAAUA